Spirodela intermedia is the source of this 3391-nucleotide messenger RNA. The record is from the annotation of a GenBank genome assembly. Lineage: Eukaryota; Viridiplantae; Streptophyta; Magnoliopsida; Alismatales; Araceae.
AUGUCGGCGCCGCUGUUCUUGCUCUGCAACAGCAGCUCCGCCGCGGGCACGACCGCAUCUCCCGAGGUCGACGCCCACGGUCGCCGUCACGCCUGCCGGCGGAGCUGCCCCCUGGCGCUGAUUUUUCACCCCCGUGCUCCUCGUCCCCGUCUCUCCCACGCUCGUCCGCAGCUUACCCACGCACGUUUUUCACCCCUUUAUGGGUCACGGCUCCGCCAUCCGCCACCGCCCGCCGGCUCAUCCGCGUCGUUGCGACAGGGUGAAAGAAAAGGACCCUUCUGCUGCCCCCAAGUUGGCGCGGUUGCAGGAGGCGGCGGUGGUGGAGUCGCGGAGCCGGCAGACCAUGGAGAUGGCCCUGGCGAUGGAAGCAACAGUGGGGGAAAGGGCGACGGAAACAGCGGCCGCGGUGAUCGAGGAUGGUAUGGCCCAUUCAACUACGAUGGGUGGAUGGCCCGGUUAUUGUGGUGGGGCGGCGAGGUCAAGAAGGAGGCUUUCUGUUCGAGAAAUGGAGCCCUCGCUUCCUUCUUGCCGCUCCUGUGCCUGUCCUGGUUCGGGCUAUCUCAGCUCUCCCCUGCCGCCCUUGCAAGAAGCUAUGGCGGCGGCAGCUACUCCUCUGUUUGGGAGAUCAGGGGCGGUAAGUGGACGAUGCUGGUGCCAGGCCCUUCUGGCGAGGAUUUUGUCAUGGUCACUGAUGGCGGCAAAGAGGGGGACGACCGCAUCGAGGAGCUGUUUCUCCGGUGCUGGAGGCAGGUUAAGGAGGCCUUUGUGAGGCUGAUGCUCCCGGAGGGGUACCCCGCGAGCGUUACCUCCGACUACCUGGAGUACUCUCUGUGGAGGGGCGUCCAGGGCAUCGCGAGUCAAGUCAGCGGUGUGCUCUCCACCCAGGUGGGCAUCUCCCUCUUCUCCUCUCAGUUCACUCCGGGGGCAUCGGAAGUGGAUGAACCCAGUUGGAAGUCCUCAUUGAUCCUUUUUCUGGGAUAAGAACACUGAAUUUGAGGUCGGAAUGCUCAUUCUGUAGCGUGUUUCUGAUGCGCCGAUUGCAGUGGUCUUUUAAUUUGAUCUCGAAUCCUUCUUUUUAGUCACCCAGGUUUUGCUUAUUCAUCAGUUAGAGCUCUGUCCAACGCUGUGGUGAGGAUGAAAGCCGAUCAAUUCGUACUCUUCAUUGCUGUUCAUCCUAUUUCGCAGGCCCUGCUCUAUGCUGUCGGAUUGGGCAAAGGCGCUAUUCCGACGGCUGCCGCUAUCAAUUGGGUACUCAAGGAUGGUCUCGGGUACCUGAGCAAGAUCAUGCUGUCAAAAUACGGGCGCCACUUUGACGUCAGCCCCAAGGGCUGGAGGUUGUUCGCUGACCUCCUGGAGAACGCGGCCUAUGGGAUGGAGAUUCUGACGCCCGCGUUCCCUCAUCUCUUCGUCCUGAUCGGGGCGGCUGCCGGCGCUGGUCGCUCCGCCGCAGCUUUGAUUCAGGCAUGCUCUUGAAAUUCGUAACGUCGAUAACUGAUCCCUUUUCAUUUACCCAUUUUCUGCCGAAACCGAAUUCUCUCUGCUGAAGCUUCUUUCUCAUUUUAAUUUGCAAAGAUCCUUUGAUACUCCGUGAUUUCAGCUUCAUACGGUUUAAGCUAAACCAGCCUGCCCACCUGGUUGUUCUUCACGACACUCCAAGCAAAGAUGCAGGCAGCUUCAUUUCAUGAUUAGAGUGCUCCCUAGAAUCCCUGCUUCGUAUAGAUCAGGGAGCAGGUAGAAUCCCAAAACUGGAGAAAAUCGACGCCUUCAUCUUUUUCUGUCGGAUUGGAGAGAGCCACCUUUGGGAUUCGACCUCCAAGUCUGACGGGCUAUAAAUGGUCCUGAUUAUCUUUCUCCUCCAAGCCGUCACCUCCUGCACGAGCCCCCACAUUGUUCAGAGGCUUCCGAUGCUCAACUCAUCUCAUUCGGGCAGAGGGUUCCGAUGCUCUUCCCUAUUAUGCACGGCAUCCUCAUCAUCUUCAUCAUUCCGAGGAAAAAUAGUGAACUGUCUUCAUUUAUGCUAUUCCGGUGCCUCCUUCAGCCAUCCUCCAUCCACGCUCAACACGCCACUCCUCGUUCUCCGUAUCACGAGAAGGUCGUCCUCCUGCUUUUAUUUUAUGCUUUCAUCCCGGGUUCAAGUUCACAUUUGCGAAUUACACCAUUCAUGGCCGCGAGAAAAUCUUACUCCCCGGUCUCUGCUGCCUCUGGUGCCAUUCCCUGGUCUAAACCCGUCAUCCCCUUCUCAGGCGGCGACGAGAAGCUGUUUCUACGCGGGUUUCGCCGCCGAGAGGAAUUUCGCAGAAGUAAGCGCCGUUUCGAGUCCAUUCUUCGCGCCGAGGCGUUGGCCUUUCUUCGCUGCAUGAAUUAUCUGUUCCUGCUGUCUUCGCAGGUGAUAGCGAAGGGGGAGGCACAGGGAAUGGUGAGCAAGUUCCUCGGCAUCACGCUGGGGAUAUCCCUGGCCAAUGCGAUCGGCUCCUCCACGCCUCUGGCUCUCGCCGCCUUUGGCGCGGUGACAGCCGUCCACAUGUACUGCAACCUGAAGUCGUACCAGUCCAUUCAACUGCGGACCUUGAACCCGUAUCGCGCGAGUGAGCUUCAUCUCCCGCAUGGUGUUGACUUCCGCAUCCUGGUUUUCGUCAGUCUGACACCGAACAGGUCUGGUUUUCAGCGAGUAUUUACUGAGCGGGCAAGUCCCCGGGAUAAAGGAGGUCAACGACGAGGAGCCGCUGUUCACCGACAUCCCCAUCGACAUAAAACCCGCGAGCAACGUGGGUUCCUUCUCCCUUCCGUUUGUUUCUUCGCCGCAUCCCCGGAUUUGAUGUUCAUUCUGUGGGCGCGCAGGGCCAGCCCAAGGUUCUCUCCGCCGAGGCCAAGGACGCCGCUCUGCAGAUCGUCCGGCGGCUGCAACUCGGAGCCCGGCUCAGCGAGCUCGUCGGGCGGAGGGAGGAGGCGCUUGCCCUGUUCGAUCUCUUCAGAGACCAGCCCUACCUGCUCUUGGAGGCCCGGGGGCAGUUCUACGUAAGUGAAGCGCGAUCUGCAUUUAGCCGGGAGGAGCAAGAAGAUGGAAGAAACAAAAAAAGAAGUGACCUUGGUCCUCUUUCAGGUGGUGCUUAAAGAAGACUCGACGCCGGAGGACAUGCUCAAGUCUCUGUUCCACGUGAGUUACCUGUACUGGCUGGAGAGGAACCUCGGGUCGGAGCCGAGAGGCGUCGCGGAGGACUGCGGGAGGGGCGGGAGGCUGCGGAUGUCUCUGGACUACGUCCAGAGGGAGUUUGGGCACGCCCAGCUCGACGGGUGGCGGCUCGGGUGGACGACCGACGGGCUAAUUGCGAGGCCGCUCCCGAACCGGAUACGCCUCGGCGGGGUCGAACCCUCUCCGGUUGGCGGCUCGUGA